GUCUGUGCGCCCUGCUGCAGCAUGGAAAAGACUCUCCUACCACCCAGGAGAGGGUGAAGGCCUGGACGGACUGCAUCUUAGAUCGCCUCGUGGGCAUCACCGCCUCUGGUGGCAGAGCAGUUGCCAUUGAGGUCGCAGAGGAGUGCCUCUCCGUGCCGUUCCAGCGGCUGAUUCCGCUGAUGAGUGAGGACAUGCGCGAGCGCCUUGCGGAUUGCUUGGGUGAGCAUGCGCUCCUCCACAUGGACGAGGCCCAGCAGAAGAACUUGCUGGAGGGCUUAGGCGCAGAAGCCAAGUGCCCCGUGCUCAUAGAGCGGAUCGAGGCGCUGAUGGCGAGUUGCACCAAGGAGCUCAACACUUGGCUUGCUCUAGCACCCCGCUUUCCGUUCACGCCACUGGCGCUUGCAGACGCUCUUGCGCGGGCUGAACACCCAUUGCUGCGUUUCUUCACCUUCGCACGCCAGCCGAGCCAGAAGGAGGCCUUCCUCAUGGCAGUGGCGCUGUGUCUGCAGAGCUUGCGGACACGUCUCCGGUGGAUGGGGUCAGCAGAGCCCGUGUUGGAAAGACUGAGUCACGAUCUGCAGCAGCGCCUGUUCUUCGUGAAGAAUCAGGGCGCUGUCAUGGAGAUCUGGCUUGCGUCUCGCCUGAAGAAGUACAACGAGGAGGCCGCCGGCCGGGUAGCCUCGAUCCUCGCCCAGCCCGGAGUUCCGAAGCUUCUGCCGCUGAAGACAAAGCUGCUUCCUCUGCUGCCGCCGCUCCCGGAGUCGGACGACCAGCCAGGUGACUGGGUGGAGCUCGACGGACCCUCGCCGCUGGCGGACGCCGUCGCGGAGUGGCUGGGGGAGGAUGCGGCAAACUUCAAGCCUCCACAGCACACGCUGUCUUUCGACACGCUGCGAAACCUGCUUCUGCGGGCCGGUCGCUGGAUCGAGGUCGACCGCGAGCAACCCCGGAUCCGGCUAGCCCCGGCCUCCGUGGCGGCGCCCUCACUUCAGAUGCUCACGCAGAAGCCUGCGCCACUUCCACCGCCGCCUCUGCCACCUCCCGCGCUUCCUUCGCCAACCAGCGAUGGCGAGAGUCAGAGAUCUCCUGGCCCGUCCCCUGUGGAUGAAUCAGGCCAAGGCGAGGUCGACAACCUGAUCGACUUGCUGAUGAACGAAGCGCUGGCACCCGUGAACCCUGAGAUGCGGAACUUGGUGCAGAAAGUGAGCCAUGGAGUCUACCGCGUCAGCGGGAAGGAGGUCACACUUCAUACCGUAAGCGGUGCUCUCUACGUUUACCGCAUCGGUGACUCCAUCAAGUACAUGCCCAUCAAGUCGCUCCUGAUAGAGGAGGGCCUCCUCCCUUCCGAGGAAGUUGCAGGUAGCAGGCAGGGCUCUGCCCCGCCGGUGGACACGUCCUCU
This is a messenger RNA of Symbiodinium sp. CCMP2456, 1400 nucleotides long. The record is from the annotation of a GenBank genome assembly. NCBI's taxonomy places the organism in Eukaryota, Dinophyceae, Suessiales, Symbiodiniaceae.